AUGGCCAGUCCGACAUCUCAGCGCGUGCCCAAAGCAUGCGAUGCCUGCAAUCGCCGUAAAGUCCGUUGUAAUGGCCAACACCGCUGCCAACAAUGUGAACACCUGGAUCUCCUCUGCACCUACACAGAGAAUCACUCGGCGCGAUCAAGAAAACAUGCUCUCCGCCGAGGUACAGUGAUAUCAAAAUACAAAAGUGGCACACCCAAAUCCACAACUCGGACACCACUACUGCCCCUGACGACCUCCCGCCUACCAACCUCCCGCCUACCAACCUCAUACUUCUCAAGUCUUCUCCCAGACUACAUGACCUACGUAUACCCCUUCAGCCCAAUAAUAACCGACACGGAAGUCCGCCACUCAAUCAGCAAAAUGGACACGGAAAGAGAACAUGCAGCUUUCGUCUACGCCUUUACUGCAGUAACACUGGACCUAACACGCGCAUCUCAAUCUCAAUCCACACUAACACCCUCAACGUCAACCUCAACCCAAAUCACCGAACUACUACGCCAAUCCGUCGAAACCCAACAACCCCUCGUAAUAGGCUUCCGUCCCUCAAUCCUACGCGCCAUGACAAGCAUCUUCAUCCAAAUGUGCGCCAUGAGCCUAGGCCAAUACGACCUAGGCUUCUUCUACCUCCGCGAAGCAAUAAGCAUGAUCCAAAUCCUAGGCGUAGACAAAGCAAGCACCCUCUCCGACCUGGACAUAACAGAGCGCGCCCGCCGCCAACGUCUCUACUGGCAAUGUUUCAUCCAUGAGCGCUUCAUGUCGAUAGUAUACUUCUCGCCGGUGACGCUCCCGCCACACGCGCAGUUCCCCGAGGAAGAUCCGCUUUCUGUUGAGCUUGGGCUGGGCAGUGGGAUUCAGCAGGGCUGGACGCAGGUUAUCAAGACUUUUUGUAUGCUUGAUGCCUCGUUUAUUAGUCUUUGGAUCGGGGAUCGGUCGCGGGUUACAGCUUCUUGGGUUGAGGCGAAACAUCGUGAGCUUGAUGAUGCGUUGUGGGAACUUGAGGUUUCGACGUUGUCUGAGUUGCAGCAGGCUGAUCUUGUUGUUACGAGGCAAUGGAUGCGCACUUUGUUGUGGCAGAUGGCUAUGUCGAAUUGUUUGUUGUCUAGUCAUGCUUCUUGUCCUUCUUUGGAGCUUGAGAUGCCAUUGCAGUUGUCUAGUCAGCUGAGAAGGUUUUUGACGAAGAUCUCGCAGAAUACUAUUCGCGUGCAUGGCUCGUCGAUGAUUAGCAAGUUGUUGGAGAUUAUUAAUACUAUUGCUGAUGUGGUUAUUCAUGUUCCGCAGGCCACGCGUGAGGAGACCACUUGUCGCAUUGAUGAUAUUGUUUUCAUGCAGGGGGUUGUUCUUUCCUUUCAUAAUUUGCAGGUUAUGUCGAAGAAUAUUCUGUUGGAUAAGUUUCGGGUGAUUCGGGCGAGGUUCUCGCAUAUCGAGGUUGCUUCGCAGUUGGCUGUUUAG
This is a messenger RNA of Penicillium arizonense, 1458 nucleotides long. Its product is annotated as Zn(II)2Cys6 transcription factor. Gene Ontology annotation, biological process: DNA-templated transcription; regulation of DNA-templated transcription. The transcript has a single exon. The record is from RefSeq and is a predicted model, not a curated record. The coding region runs from base 1 to 1458 and encodes 485 amino acids. Gene Ontology annotation, molecular function: DNA-binding transcription factor activity, RNA polymerase II-specific; DNA binding; zinc ion binding. Lineage: Eukaryota; Fungi; Ascomycota; Eurotiomycetes; Eurotiales; Aspergillaceae.